Erpetoichthys calabaricus (reedfish) is the source of this 3604-nucleotide messenger RNA. RefSeq names its product prominin 2 (gene prom2). Lineage: Eukaryota; Metazoa; Chordata; Cladistia; Polypteriformes; Polypteridae. Gene Ontology annotation, molecular function: cholesterol binding. The record is from RefSeq and is a predicted model, not a curated record. The transcript has 25 exons. Gene Ontology annotation, cellular component: cell surface; microvillus; prominosome. Bases 207 to 2687 code for a protein of 826 amino acids.
AACGCGCACGCACGCACUCGCUCACCCGAGACCGCGACUUGUUACAAAGUUUAUGCCUGGACGUCGCUUCACCUGUGUUACGUGUUUCUCACCGCGAGGACAGAGAAGUAAUUCAAAAAGAGGACAGCUUUAAUGAAGGUCUUUCUGCUUGGAUGCUUUACUGUGAAAACGUGUUCAACAUUAUCAUCAUAUAACAUCAUAUUAAGAUGAUGGAUUGGAGUAUCCCAAUUACGGCAGUUCUUCUGUUUUUUUCUUGUCUUGGUGAUGCUGCUAACAGUUGUCCCAGUGAUUCCUUAAUCUUAAUGGGUUUUAAUGAGCCAAAAUACAUCUCAAGUCCAAGUGCAGAUAAUGUAGCCCUUACCCAGAUGACCCAUUCUUUUCUUGCCAUGGUCCAACCUAACAAAUUUCCUACAGAUUUUGUUAUUAGCAUUGUGAAUAACGCCCAGUUUUUCAUGGAGAAGUCAGGAGUAGAAAAGAUCUUAAACUACAUGGUGGGAUUUUUGGUUUGUGCUGUCAUUGGAGUUUUGUACAUUGUGCUUGUCCCUGUGAUUGGAUGUUGCUUCUCAUGUUGCCGCUGCUGUGACAACUGUGGUGGGAAAAUGUACCAAAAACAAACCGAAAGGACAAACUGCAAAAGAAAGGGGUUCUACUGGGCAUUAUGGGCAAUAACACUGAUUAUCCUAGUGGGGAAUAUCAUUAUGUUCUGUAGCAGCAACAGCUUUUCAAAAGGCAUUAGCACCGGUCCUGAGUUGAUUAACAUUACCACAUCAAAUCUGAAUAUUUUUCUGAACAAUAUUCCAAAGGAGAUCAGCUAUCUAAUUGAGGAAAGCUCCCAGCCUGUAAAUAAAGUAAAUAACAGUGUAAAUGAUAUUGGCCCCAUACUUAUUGACAUGAUGUUGGAAAAUUUGGGGGACAGUGUAAAUGCUACAAAGGACUCGUUGAUAAAACUGAAUAAUGUUAACAUCUACAUUGGAGCUCAACUUGAAAACCUGAGCGAAAUUUCUGAGAAGUUCACUCAGAACCAGAUUGUGCUAGUGACAAAUCUGACAAACAUCCGAACACAAAUCAAUUCCACAUUGAACAGUCCUGAAUGCAAAGGUUGUCCGGGAGAAGGAAAAAAUAUUUUGGAUAAACUCGUGCCUGUUACAGUCUUUCCAAGGUUGCCAUCCUUUAAUGACGAAAUGAAUGCCGUUAAUGAAGUCAAGAAAGCUGACCUGCCAUCUACUUUAAAUAAGAGUAUGGCUUCAGUUCAGAAGGAAUUAGAAACUACUACUUCUAAUCUUGUAUCAGGUGUGCAAAAUGAGCUUUCUACUAUUAAAGGGAAAAUUCAAAGUGUAUCUCAAAAUAUCCCACUGACCAGUAUCUCCAACAUAACUAGUGAAAUUACCCAAAUUGGUAUCGAAGUGAACAACUACGUUCCAGUAAUUUCCAAGGCAAGCAAUUACAGCAAUACUAUUGGAAUCAUCGCAAGUUGUUUAAUAUUGUUGAUUGUACUAUGCAAUAUUAUGGGACUCCUUCUGGGACCAUUGACAAUGAAGUCCAGUGCAGACCCCACAGAGCGAACAAGUGUUGCCAACUGUGGAGGAACAUUUUUUAUGGCAGGUGCUGGUUUAAGUUUUCUUUACUCCUGGCUUCUUAUGGUGAUUGUACUGAUCCUGUUUCUUUUGGGAGGAAGUGCUUACACAUUGAUAUGCAGACCUUGGGAGAACAAUGAACUUCUUCAGUUGAUUGAUACUCCUGGUGUUAUUCCUGAUUUCAACAUCUCUCAAAUGUUGGGUUUAGACACAAAUGUGGAGAUUUCACAGAUUUAUAAUGACUGUAAGAAUGACUCCGCAUUAUGGUCCGUUUUACAACUGGGAAAGAAGACUGACCUCAAUGAAGUUUUAAAUAUCAGUAAGUACACUACAGGAAUCAAAGAUGAAUUUGACAAAACAAACUUUACCCUGCCACAAAUACAAAUUCUCACUGACAAUGUACGAGCUUCUAUGGAAAAUUUCACAACGCAGAUUGGAAAGAUUGACUUUACUCCAUUUAUGGAACAGAUAAAUAAAAAUUUCACAGUUGGAGAGUUGGAUGAUGCUGCAAAAUCUCUGGAAACGCUUGCAUCAAAAGUUAGUAAUCAAAUUAUUAAAAAACAACUGAUCAAUGAAGCAAAGGAUUUAAGAAAUUUGCAAAACUGGACUUAUUCACAAUUAAUGACAUAUAAGGUAAUCCUGAAUAAAACUGUACAACAACUGAACACAUCUGCUGCUUCAGUCCCAGCUAUUAUUAAUUCUACCAUUCAAAACGCACUAAACGCUCAGGAUAUAUUAAAACAAAAUGGAUCAUCAAUUUUGAAAGCUGAAAGUCGAGAGUUUUUGGAUUGUCAGUUAGGAUAUUUCCAGACAUACCUGACAUGGGUACAAAAAACAGUCACUCAAGAUGUUGCCCGUUGCAAACCUUUUACCAAUGCUGUAGAUUCUAUUGAGACAGUUGUCUGUAAAAAUGUUGUUAACUCCUUGAAUGCAUUUUGGUACAGCUUAGGGUGGUGCUUGAUGUUUCUCUUGCCAAGCAUUAUUGUAUCUGUUAAACUUGCCAAGUUCUACAGGAGAAUGAAAUAUACAGAUAGUUAUGAAGACCCAAGUCCACGCAUAGAGAUGACUCCUGUUAUGAUGUACACUAAUUCCAUGCUACCAGUGAAGACAUAGAAGUGAAUAUGGUGAAGGAAGACAUGGAAAUCCUUUUGCACAGGCUUAAGACAUGACAAUAUGUGGUUUCAUUCUACUAAUUUCAGUAUAAAAUGCAUCUUUGGUUCAGUUUUAAAAUAAAACAACUGUUCUGUUAAUAUCUGGUUUAGAUAAAAUUAAAUUUAAAAUGUGAAUUGCAAACAAUUUACUGUACAUCCUGCUUCCACACCUUGAAAAUGUUUUCAUUUCCUGACUAUAUCAGUCCUCAUUACCUAUGUCAUUAGUCAUUUUCCAAACUGUUUAAAGUUCUGAACAGGGUCGCAGGGAUUUGUUGGAGCCUUUCUCAGCUAGCAUAGGGUGCAAGGCAGGAACACUCCCUGGACCGGGUGCCAGACCAUCGCAGGGCAAACCCACACACACACCCAUCAAUCACACAUUAGGGCCAAUUUAGGUUCACCAGUUCACCUAACCUGCAUUUCUUUGGACUGUGGAAGGAAACUAGAGCACCUGGGGGAAACCCACAUAGACAUGGGGAGAACAUGCAAACUCCAUGCAGGAAUGACCCGGGAUGCAAAACUUCUUCUCCUUACUGAGAGGGCGUAGCACUACCACUGCACCACCGUGACACCCUCAUUACCUAUGACAUUGCUAAAUUUUAUUUCAUAAGAGCGAGAAGCCUAUAAAGUCAGUUAAACCAUUCCAGCCACGUUAGUGUUCAACAGUAAAAUUCCACAAUUCAAAAUAACAAACACUCGUAGAUUUUAUAUUUUUUCUGUUCUGUGUUUAACAUAACAGACAUUUUCUCUUUUCUUUGCUGUAACUCUGUGAGUGGCUGUGAUUCAGCAGAUAGUAAGCAAUUCUAAACUAUGAGGUGAGUUACUUCCAAUUUCUUUAUUUAAUCUUAUUUAUUGCAGUUUGGCGAAUAAAAAAUAAUCACU